CCACCACCACCACCACCACCACCAACAACAACAACAACAACAACAACAACAACAACAACAACAUCUGGACGCGUCGGUGGCGCACAAAUAAGAACUUUGUGUUUUCGAGCAUCUGUUGGUUUCUCCUCCUUGCUUGGAGCAUGGGAAGCCUGUCCUCCGACCAGGGCUGCCAGCUGUAAAAGUCCAAAGGCAGAAGAACAAGCCGCCAUGGCCGACAUCCUGGAGCUGCGGACGGACGGGAACUCUCUCCUAAAAGCGGUAUGGCUCCGCCGUCUGAGGCUCACCAGACUCCUCCUGGAGGGCGGAGCGUACAUCAACGAGAGCAAUGAACGCGGGGAGACUCCUCUCAUGGUGGCCUGCAUGUCCUCGCACGCCGACCAGCAGAGCGUCAGCAAGUCCAAGCUGGUCAAGUAUCUGCUGGACAACCAGGCCGACCCCAACAUACAAGACAAGGGAGGCAGGACCGCCCUCAUGCACGCCUGCAUCCAUGAGGCGGGGCACGAGGUGGUGGAACACCUGCUGAGCAACGGAGCUGAUCCUAGUUUGGAGGACAGGAGCGGGGCCUCGGCGCUCGUUUACGCCAUCAACGCGGACGAAAAGCAGACAUUAAAGCUCCUCCUGGAUGCUUGCAAAGCCAAAGGCAAGGAGGUGAUCAUCAUCACUACAGAUAAGUCGCCGUCCGGUACCAAAACCACCAAGCAGUACCUGAACGUCCCUCCGUCUCCAGAGAUGAUCGACAAGUCGUCUCCGGCCUACUGCGCUUCGCCUUCUGAUAUCAACGUCGCCGCAUCUCCCGUGCUCGAGCAGGAGCAACAAAACACGGUCUUCAGCUUCCAGACCAAGCUGAAAACCUCCUGCUCGGCCAACAAGCUGGCUAACAACGGGCCCAUGUCUCCCACGCGGCGGCCCGCCAACCACAAGCGAGCGCGUUUGCCUCAGCUCAAGCGGCUGCAGUCGGAGCCGUGGGGGCUCAUCGCGCCCUCCGUGCUGGCGGAGCGGGCAAAGAGCCAGGAAGAGGCCAAGAAGGUCACCUCGGACGAGGACGCGGUGGCGGGCGUGAACGGACUGACGCUGAGCAAGAGAGGCGCUUUGUCUCGACAGAACAGCGUGGACGGCAAAGACACCAAGCUGGCCGCCUCGCUGCCGGUGCCCCCGACCUACGAAAGACCUCCCAGCCAGCACCAGCCCCUGGCCAGACGGAGCACCGUGCCCACCGAGCAGGAGGGCAACAACAGCGGGCACACCGGUCUCCGAGACACCUUGCACAGGAGACGACUCGGGAACGACCACUACGACUCCGACUCCCAGCUCUACUCGGACUCCGUCAUAGCGGACUCCCCCAAGGUCCCGGUGGAGCGAAGGAAACUGAACACCUCCCCUCUGGCCAUGCUGACCGGCUCCAGAGAGUCCCUGGACAGCAACAACAGCAUGUCCUCUCCGAGCACCGCACGCCGGCGUGCGCCGGGCCUCCUGGAGAGGAGAGGCUCCGGCACCUUGCUCCUGGACCACAUCUCCCACACCAGGCCGGGCCACCUGCCCCCUCUCAACGUCAACCUCAAGCCUCCCAUCCCCGACAUUGGCGCUAGUAGCAAGCCCUCGUCGCCUCUGGCCAGCGGGAUCCGAUCCAUAGCGCCGGCGGCACCAAACACACCAAAGAGAGGCGGGCUGAAGUGCAAGAAGAAGCUGGUGAGAAGACACUCUAUGCAAGUGGAGCAGAUGAAGCAGCUCUCGGACUUCGAGGAGCUGGCUCAUUAGCGACUGGUGGAGUUUAUGCAGCAUAUUUGGUGUCACUGCCCGACAUUGUCAGCGAGUACAUACAUGUUGACUCAAGUUCAAACUGAGCAAUAUAGAUAUUUAGGAUUUAUUUGAUUUAUUUCUUUGGACGCCAUGUCUGCUUUAAAUGUAUUACACCUUUGAAUGUAAAGGCCGAGUUGUGGUAUACUAGAAGGAUCUCUCCUACAUGCUGAUGUAACACGUGCAGUAUCUCGCAAAAGCAGCCCCUCCCUCGCAUUCUGUGUGGAUAUUUUUAGUAGGGUACAGUAGUACCUUAAAUUACCAGAUUAAUUGGUGCUGUGACCAAGCUCUCAACUCAAAACACUUUUAUCUCAAAUCAACGUCGGCCAUUGAAAUGAAUUCAAAUCAAUUUAAUUGGUGCUUUGCCCUCCGCCCCAAAACAUCACCAUUUUUUUAAACAUGUAACGUGCCUUUUAAAAAGAUAAACGAUCUUUUAGAUAAGAAAUAUUGAAUAAACACAAUACAAUAGAAUGUACUACCAACAAAAACCUGCAUUGUGAAGCAGUGUCGCUCAGUUUUAUCUGUCCCGAAACAGCACCAUUUUUAACAUGUAACAGGAAUUUUAAAACGAAAAACAAACUUUUUAGCUAAGAAAUAUUGUAUAAAACAAUACAAUAUAACGUACUAUCAACAAUAGUAUAUUUCAUGAAGUGAUGUAAUAAUAAUGUACAGCAAUGUUUCUCAAACUUUAGUAGCACCUCAGAAAACACUUGACUCUCCAAGUACCACCAUAAUGACCAACAUUAAAAUACAGUAGUGUAGUAGACCUAAGUAUUCAUUAACUAUCACCAUAAUGACCAACAUUAAAAUACAGUAGUGUAGUAGACCUAAGUAUUCAUUAAGUACCACCCUAAUGACCAACAUUAAAAUACAGUAGUGUAGUAGACCUAAGUAUUCAUUAAGUACCACCAUAAUGACCAACAUUAAAAUACAGUAGUGUAGUAGACCUAAGUAUUCAUUAAGUACCACCAUAAUGACCAACAUUAAAAUACAGUAGUGUAGUAGACCUAAGUAUUUAUUAUAACCAAGGCAGAGGUUUCAUCUAACAAGCAUAUUUGAUAUUUUGGCCACUGUAACAUUACACACAUUUCGAACAAUAACACUGUGUUUGAAUAGAGGAAAUUAAAACGCUGUACUUUAAUCAAGUUAUUCUUCGGCGGACCACUAGAUGGAGCCCACGUACCACCACAGUUUGAAAAUCGCUGAUGUAGACUUCUACGGAGUCUCCUUGCAGCUGCUUCUCCGUCAAACACAGUAUCAGCAGCUUUUUCAUAUUUUCAUGGAUA
Molecule: messenger RNA, 3080 nt
Organism: Entelurus aequoreus (snake pipefish)
Lineage: Eukaryota; Metazoa; Chordata; Actinopteri; Syngnathiformes; Syngnathidae
Gene: ankrd34c
Product: ankyrin repeat domain 34C
Exons: 2
Coding region: 208-1755 (515 amino acids)
Molecular function (GO): protein binding
Source: RefSeq, a predicted model, not a curated record